Molecule: messenger RNA, 804 nt
Organism: Symbiodinium sp. CCMP2456
Lineage: Eukaryota; Dinophyceae; Suessiales; Symbiodiniaceae
Source: the annotation of a GenBank genome assembly
AUGGCCGGUGCCACGGCGGCCGGGGUGUGCACUAAGUGCGAGGCCGGCAGGUGGAGCCCGCAAAUUGCCGCCGUGACGGAAACCGUCUGUGUGGCCUGCACGGCUGGCCGCUACAGCGAGAAGGCGGGGUCCUCCGACUUCGACGCCUGCAUCUCCUGCAAGCCUGGCACAUGGAGUGGCAAGAUUGGUGCGGACACCGUGGGGGUUUGCGAAGCUUGCCCAGCAGGCAAGUGGAGCCCGGCCAAGGGCGCGACCUUCCCAGAGACCUGUGCCAGCUGCCAGCCCGGAACCUACAGCAGCACCAAGGGCGCCUCUGCCCAGGACUUCUGUGAGAAGUGUGGCCCGGGCAAGUACAGCGAGGAAACAGCCGCAACCAGCGAAGCCACAUGCACCAAAUGCGGCAAGGGCACAUACCAGCCCAUCAUCGCCGCGGGCAACCACACACUUUGCAUCCCCUGCUCGGUUGGCAAUUUCAGCAAGAGCGUGGGCGUUGCGAUGUGCGAGAUGUGCCCGGCCGGCAGCUACGGCGACGACUUCGGCAUGACUGGCUGCAAGUCGUGCCCGGAAGGCACUUGGACCCGGGCCGAGGGCUCUUUCCGCAGUGACCAGUGCAGCAGCUGGAUCAAGCCGCCUGCGAAGAAGGUCGUUGUGGAGGCCACGGAUGAGAAGGAGGAGAAGGACGAGAAGGAAGAGAAGGAGGAAAAGCAAGAGGAAGAGGAGGAGAAGAUGCCGUGGGAUGAGCACGUCACUGAGGAGAAGGAGGACGAAGAAGAGAAGGAAGUGAGGAAUGAUCCCCCUCGCUGA